Molecule: messenger RNA, 2000 nt
Organism: Durio zibethinus
Lineage: Eukaryota; Viridiplantae; Streptophyta; Magnoliopsida; Malvales; Malvaceae
Product: ADP-ribosylation factor GTPase-activating protein AGD5-like
Molecular function (GO): GTPase activator activity
Source: RefSeq, a predicted model, not a curated record
AAAAUCGAACCCGAAAUUCCCGUAAAAGAAUAAAAAGUUUUUUUCUUUUAUAAAGUCAAAGGAGCGGAGACUGACUUUGGAAAUUCUUCUCUCUUUUUUUUUUUUUCUUUUUAUUUCAUUAUUUUCUCUUCUUUUUCCUUCGAGUCGCAGAAAAAUCAGAGAAAGAACAGAAGGAGAGAAGGGAAAGAAGGGGAAAAGAGAGGCGGAAAAAGACCGAAUUGACCUUGGCUUUCUUUCUAAAUUACCCUUCCUUCUUCUUCUUCGCCAUCGUCAUCAUCUCUCGCCGUAAAUUCUUUUCAUUUCUCAAACAUGAACGAGAAGGCCAACGUUUCCAAGGAGCUCAAUGCCAAACAUCGAACGAUUAUUGAAGGUCUUCUUAAAUUGCCAGAGAAUAAGGAAUGUGCUGACUGCAAAGCCAAAGGUCCAAGAUGGGCAAGUGUGAAUUUAGGUAUCUUUAUAUGCAUGCAAUGUUCUGGGAUCCACAGAAGUCUCGGGGUACACAUAUCAAAGGUUCGAUCUGCUACCCUGGACACAUGGCUCCCUGAGCAGGUUGCUUUCGUUCAAUCAAUGGGAAAUGAGAAGGCAAACAGUUACUGGGAAGCUGAGUUGCCCCCUAAUUACGAUAGAGUUGGAAUUGAGAACUUCAUCCGUGCGAAGUAUGAGGAAAAGAGAUGGGUUCCUAGAGAUGGAAAAUCCAAAUCACCACCUAGAGGGUUGGAUGAACGGGCUCCUUCACAUUGGCAGAGACCUACAGAAAAAAGUGGUGAUGGGCACAUUAGUAAUUCUGAGAAUUCAUUUGCGGAAAGGAGGAACACUCAAGCAUCUAGCAGAAAAGAAAAUCCUCCUUCAACAAGAGUUAGUCUUCCACUUCCUCCUAAGGGACCUGAUCAGGUUACACCCAUCCAGAAGCCUGAACCGGUUGUUCAGAAAACAGAACCAGUUGUUGUGCCAGCUGAGGCAAAAAAACCCGCCGUAGAGACUUCUCCCACUGUCACACCCCCUAAAUUCGAUUAUGCUACAGACCUUUUCAAUAUGCUGUCCAUGGAUGAUGGUCCAAGUGAAAAUGGUUCAGGAACAGCUUCUACUGAUGAUAAUAAUUGGGCAGGUUUCCAGUCUGCUGGAGAAGUUUCCACAAUUGACAGUACCGAUCCAGCAAAAGCUGCUGAGAAGAAUACCCAGUCUGCUACUGGAAUUGAGGAUUUAUUUAAUGAUUCGUCUUCAUUACCAAUCAACAAAGUCCCAGAGAAGCCCCAAAAAGAUGUUAAAAAUGAUAUUAUGAGUCUUUUUGAAAAGUCCAAUAUGUUGUCACCAUUUGCAAUGCAUCAGCAGCAACUAGCUAUGCUAGCACAGCAACAGUCCCUUCUCAUGGCUGCUUCUGCUAAAUCUGCUCCUGGGAAUUCUCAACAGCCUCCGUCCAAUGUCACAAGCAUACCGGCUCAAACUUGGCCAAACGUUGGCUAUCAAAUCCCUGGAAUGAUGAUGCCAGUUGCUGGGCAAGCUGAUCUGCAGAAAUUUUUGCAGACUAUGAAAAUGGGACAGACACCACAAGUGGGAAACUCAGUUGCAUAUCCCUCUUCCAGCUUUUAUGAAACGGGGCAAGUUACCCCAGCAAAUGGUGUUGCGACCACCGGAGCAAGCAAACCGCAAUCAGCUUCGCCGGUUUCAUCAACGAAUUCUUCAGGCAAGGAUUAUGAUUUUUCGUCACUGACGCAUGGGAUGUUUACAAAACACUGAGUUGGGUCAGGGGUUAUGAUUGCUGGCUUUGUCAGACCAUACCAACCUUAGUUAUUUUACAGGAUAUUUAGAGCUUUGGAAGGGUUUUUUCCCCUCUACAGAGGGAUUGUAAACUAUUUGUAGAUGCAGUUUCACUUUCUUUUUUUUUUUUUUUUUGGGUGAUUGCUUCAUUUGUAUGAGUAGAUUUAUGCCGAGCAUUAAUAAAGAUGAGUAUAGUAGGAAUAACUUUUAAGAAUUUGAAGUGAUUAAUUUUAAAAAAAUAUAUA